Messenger RNA from Rhopilema esculentum, 2094 nucleotides. NCBI's taxonomy places the organism in Eukaryota, Metazoa, Cnidaria, Scyphozoa, Rhizostomeae, Rhizostomatidae. The record is from RefSeq and is a predicted model, not a curated record.
AAUGGGAGUUGUAGGCCCAUGUUUCAUAGCUGUUUUGCUGUUCCGACACGCGUACGCACUUUGCAGCAACCAGUAUCUAAACGCAACAACAACCUCGCAGUUAUUCUCUUACAAGUUUUACACAAACAAUGAAUUCUGUGUUAUCAACAUCGCGCCGUCUAAUUUCCUUAAUAGCAGUCAGUUCUUUUUGGAGAUCAUUUGGGCCACAUUCGACAUCAAAGGAAAAUUGCCUGAUUGCAAAGAGGAUUAUGUAGAGGUAAAUCUAACAAGAUCAGGCUACGGCAUUGGUAAGUUUUGUUCAAAUAACGCCAUUGAAAAACCAUUUAACAUGUAUUCACAUGAUGGCUUUGCAAAUCUGACGUUCAAAAGCAACAAUGAGACGACCGGAGAUGGAUUCUCUUUCAAAUACAGACUUAGGAAUAAGACAGCUGAUCCUUUGGUUGGAGAUCCGUUAUGCAACUCCAUUGAUGAUAAUUCUACGAAUUACUUUUCAAACAAAUGGCCAAGUGAAUACGAUGGAAAGAGUAACAGCGGUUGUUGGUUGUUGAUACAUUUGGAAGAACGUCAAAACUCAAGACUGUCAGUUAUGGAUUUAGACUUUUAUAGCGCCGAUAGAUACCCGGAGGAAAGAAACUUUAAGUGCCAAGAAUAUAUUGAAGUAUGGGAGUCCAAUUACGGACCGCCACCUCAAGUUGAUUUCACGAGCGUUAGUGGCACGCUGUGCAGGGAGCCAUCGCAUCGAUACUACAUUGUAAAGAAGCAAUAUUUCAUGUUCAUGGCUGCUCUCCGAUUUGCAUCUUCCAGUAACCGUGGCUUUCUUAUUGGAUAUAUAAGAUUCAACAAAGACAAGGUGGACGAUGAUCAGAAUGAUUUCUAUGAAUGUACCAGAGGAACACAUAAAUGCGAUCCCAAUGCCAAUUGCAUAAAUACAGUUGGUUCAUAUGAUUGUUACUGCAGAAGAGGUUUCACCGGGAAUGGCGCAUUAUGCAUAGAUUUCAAUGAAUGUACCGGAGGAACAAAUAGAUGCGAUCCCAAUGCCAUUUGCAUAAAUACAGUUGGUUCAUAUGAUUGUUACUGCAGAAGAGGUUUCACCGGGAAUGGCACAUUAUGCAUAGAUAAAGAUGAAUGUAGAAUAGGGACAGACAGUUGCAGGAUCGGUACAAUAUGUGCCAAUACUAUUGGUUCAUACAGGUGCUCAUGCAAAAGUGGUUAUGCAUGGAAUGGAUAUUAUCUGCAUGUUUGUGCUAAUUGCAGUGUGAACGCAGACUGUAUUUCAAUACGAGCCGUGUCGUCAUGUGUUUGCAAAAAAGGGUAUUCCGGAAAUGGAACAAGCUGUAGAUUGAUUGGAAAUGGAGACGGUUCUUCCUCUAAGGCCAGCAAAACGGGAACUUACAUCGGUGGUGCAGUCGGGGCUGUAGCCUUGAUACUUAUUAUCACCAUAGUCAUAAGCUGUUGGUGCAAGAGAUCGCAUCAUUGCAGGGAAUCAAUUGCAGCCACAAAUCCAAGCCAGUCUCAAGCGACUAUUUCGGCAACAUACAUCGUCGCUAAUGCUUCCGCUGAAGCUUCGGUUAUGCAGAAAUCAGAGACGUUGGGGUUGGAUAAGCCACAAGCAGUUGUGGUAUUCAGUUAAGGGCUCCCAAUAACAUCACGACAGACAAGACUCACGAAGUUACUUAUAACACAGGGCCAUUGUUUUAUAAAGAAAAAAUGUUAAUUCUAUGAAUACAACCUAUAACCCAAUUCAUCGGAGGCACAGACUAUAGUUUUUGGCAGAUAAAAUUGAAAGUUCAACCCAUCUAGAACAAACAAGACCGGUGCCAAGUUUUAUCUUAUGUUAUUUGGGUCAAUAAUGAAACUCAUUUCCUACAGCAAAGAAUUUCUAUUUUUACCACAUUUCUUCAUAUAACGUUUGUCGAUUUAUAAAUAGAUAAUAAGAUGUACCUUCUCUUGCAUGAUGUAUUAUGAUAAGUUUAUCCAUGAUUACAAAUUAAGGAGUUUCGAAAAUAUAAAAUUGUAUUGGAAUGUAAUGCAAUUGGAAUCUCGUUUUGUUGUACAUCGAAUUUAUUUAUUGAAUUUCAUUUUCGUUUUAUUGUA